AGGACGGAUGAAAUACAUUGCUUUUUCUCGAAUAUUUGAUAUCUUUGUUCGACAGUCUCACACCAUAUGUCUUCUCGUAUGUGGAAAGUUUUCUACGAGAUCCAACACGGUCGAUAAUGAAGCUAUAUACUUCUCUGCUGCUACUGACGCUAAGCACCAAAGCGAGAUGCGAGUCUUUCACCUAUGUAAUCGCCGGGGGCGGAACUUGCGGUCUUGUGCUUGCGAAUCGACUGUCUGAAGACCCAAAUGUCAGAGUGGCGGUCAUUGAGCCCGGCGACGACGUCCGUGAUAAUGUAAAUGUUACGGAUGUGACUAGGUUCCUUCGCGCCUUUGGCACCGCUAUUGAUUGGCAGUAUACCACAACACCGCAGCCAGGCGCAGCCAAUAAAUCACUUGCCUUCCAUGCCGGCAAAGCCAUCGCGGGCACUAGUGCGAUUAACGGGAUGACGUACAUCCGAGGCGACAAACCCGAAAUCGACGCUUGGGAAGCUCUUGGAAAUGACGGCUGGAAUUGGGAUACAUUAUAUCCUUACUUCAAACGUGUUGAGCGAUUUUCGCCACCCACAACAGCGCAGAUAGCCGCGGGCGCUAGUUUUAACCCAGAAUACCACGGCGAAGAUGGACCUUUAACAACAGGAUUCCCAUUCGAACUCCUUAAUGGGUCACUCUAUGGACUAGCUCAAGAUGCUUGGCAGACAUUGGGUUUUCCUGCAAAUGCCGAUCUAAAUAGCGGAAAUACCCGUGGAUUUGGCGUCUGGCCACAGACAAUUGAUAGAGAUGCGGAUAUCCGAGAAGAUGCUGCUCGUGCCUAUUACUACCCCGUUGAGAAAAGACCUAACCUCAAGAUCAUCAAAGGGACGGUAACGGAGCUGAAGUGGGCAAAUUCAUCUGCAACGGGUAGCCUACUCUCAGCUGAUGGAGUCGAAUAUCGUGACGGCUCCAACAAAACUACUAUCCUUAGUACUGAAAACGUCAUUUUGUCUGCCGGUGCACUAAGAACUCCUCUAAUACUCGAGCGUUCCGGCAUCGGAAAUCCUAGCAUCCUCGAAAGGUAUGGCAUAGAGACGAAGAUAGAGCUCAAUGGUGUGGGUGAAAACUUACAAGACCAAACCAAUACGGCGUUGCAAUAUUCUACGAACUUUAAUAUAACCGGAACUGUUCCUUACGCAACUUUUGUUACGGCCGAAGACAUAUUCGGUAACCAGACUUCCACCAUAGCGGCAGCAACCGAUGCGAAGCUUUCUGAAUGGGCUCAAAAAGUCUCGGAUGCUAACGGGAGAGCUAUCAGCCCCAGCCAAUUGGAAAGCGUAUUCCGAGUACAGCACGAUCUCAUCUUCAAGAAGAAUGUUACGAUUGCCGAGACAUUAACAUCGGGUUCUGGUGAUAUACUUAUAUCUGCCUUCUGGGCAUUACUACCCUUCUCCCGAGGCAGUGUUCAUAUAAAAUCGGCCGAGGAUAUCGACGAUCCUGCCAUUGACCCUAAGUACUUCUUCAUCGACUUUGAUGUCACCGUUCAAACCGGGAUUGGCCGCAUUUCGCAAGAGCUUUGGUACACGAACCCACUCAGCGAUGUAGUGGUUGACUAUCUAGUUCCAGGAAACGUAGAUCUGCCUCGCAAUGCCACUGAUGCACAAUGGGCGACGUCACUUACCAACUUGCUAACGCCGAAUCACCACGCGCUUGGAACAGCUUCGAUGAUGUCUCGUGAACUCGGUGGCGUCGUAGACCCCAAGUUUCAAGUAUACGGUACUUCGAAUGUCCGAGUCGUCGAUGCGUCCGUGUUACCGCUGCAGAUUAGUGGUCAUUUAACUGCGACGCUCUACGCUAUGGCUGAGAGAGCGGCAGGGUUCAUUAAGGAUUCAUAACUUACUCCAAUAAACAAGACCUCUAAUUCUAUGUAUUCAGUCUCGAGACGUUAAAAUAAAGGUUUAGGGAUUAUGUAAUGAUACAAUGCCC
Messenger RNA from Annulohypoxylon maeteangense, 1956 nucleotides. Its product is annotated as putative GMC oxidoreductase. The transcript has 2 exons. Gene Ontology annotation, molecular function: flavin adenine dinucleotide binding; oxidoreductase activity, acting on CH-OH group of donors. The record is from RefSeq and is a predicted model, not a curated record. The coding region runs from base 117 to 1865 and encodes 582 amino acids. NCBI's taxonomy places the organism in Eukaryota, Fungi, Ascomycota, Sordariomycetes, Xylariales, Hypoxylaceae.